This is a messenger RNA of Peronospora farinosa, 813 nucleotides long. The record is from the annotation of a GenBank genome assembly. NCBI's taxonomy places the organism in Eukaryota, Oomycota, Peronosporomycetes, Peronosporales, Peronosporaceae.
AUGGCCACUCCUCUGCGCUGUGUGCCCGGGUUUUUCCUCAUGAGCGUGUCUGACGAACCAGUAGAUGAGAGGGGGGAACCACCCACACGCAUGGGUCUCGUGGACGGUAAAGCCUGGACGGACGUCUAUGCGUUCAUGGACAAAUUCGAGCUCCAUCAUCCUGGUCGACAUAUUAAGCUAGUGAUUCUGUUACGACACGGAGAAGCCACGCACAAUGCGGCAAAGGCCCUAGUGGGUGAAAAAUUGUGGCAGCAGUAUGAAAUGCAACCCGAGUUCAUUGAUGCCCCGUUGACGGCCCACGGCCAGGACCAAGCCGAUUCAGCCGCUUCGAUGCUGGAGAAGCAGAUUGCCAAUUGCGGCCUUAAACUGCAACGGGUUUUCGUGUCCCCAUUGGACCGCACGUUGCAGACGUACGAACGCGUGUUUGCCCGACUUCAAGACAUCCCGGUUUCUGUGGUAGAGCUGGCCAGAGAGACAUUGGGUGUUGUCAACUGCGAUCGACGCAAGGUCCUGACCCCAAAGCAAGCAGCGUACCCCCAUUUGGACUUUGAUGAGGUGGCUAGUGAGGACGACACAUGGUGGCAACCGGACCAUCGAGAAACCAGCGACGAAAUUGCUGCUAGAGCUGCAGAGUUUUUGAACCGAGCGUUUUACAAGUGUCCGGAGAGCUGCGCGCUUGUCGUUUCGCAUAGCGGAUUCAGUCGCGGAUGUUUUGCUGCGGUAGGUCAUCGCUACUUCCGACCGCGAAAUGCAGAGUUCAUCCCGUUGUUAAUCACAGACGCAACCGAGGAGGAGUUGCAGCAAGAUGCAUAG